AUAGAGUGAUCAUAUUAAAUUGUUCAAAAUACAGUUGGGAGUUAAAUACUGUCCUUUUUGUUUAUUCGUUGAUGAGAGUCAAGGUUUGGGAUUUUUUCGAUGUGUUCGAAGCAUUAAGAUAAUUUGUGAACUUCAGCGAUGGUUUAAAUCCAGUUAUCUAAGUAGUAAGGACUCGUGUCCCCACUACCUCCCUCUCCUGUUUCCAUUUUCCAGGGGAGCUGAAAUGCUGUCAGCACAAACCUUAGAGAAAUCGUUAUUCGCAAGGCCGGCUGAGCUAGAUAUUCAAGCCUUGAUAGUGCAGUAUUAAACUAGGAACUGUUUAAGAGUUGUAGACCUAGUAAUAGCUGUAAAAUUGACACGUUAUGGAUAGGCAAGUUAAGAAGUGAAUAAUUAGAGAAAGGCGCCUGGACCAGCGAAAUGAAACAUGAUUUUCUUUCUUUAUACUCGACUGUGAAUAAUGAUGGUGAGACAAGUUGAAACAAACCCGAGGAAAAGCGAUGUGGUGCAGCAACCAAAGGGAUGAUACAGUACAUCCUCUUCAAAGGCAGAUGAAGCUGAAAAGCACAUUGGAUAUUAUGGGGAAUGGACACCGUUACAGAAAUAGCAACCAAAAAAGAGCGCAGCUGCGUAAUAGUGGUAUGGAUCCAAACCGUAACGUUCGGUACAACGUCUAAGACAGGUUUCAUUACUGUCUUAAACAGUCUCGUUCAUUAUGAAUGGAGUUAAUCUAUGAAAUAAUAGUAGUAUGUUGAUAAUUAAAUAUGCCAGGUAAGAGUGGAAUUAGCGUUAAUGAAGGAUGACACUAGUUUAUUUUUGUUCUGUGAUUUAAAAGGCGGGGUGUGUGGCAAGUGUCACCGGGCAUCGGUUUUCUUAACAGACUCAAUUUGUUUGGUUAACACAAAAAGAAACACUGUUAGAACUCGCGGUGGCCCGCUGCCCGUGGCAUACGCUAGGCAGUUUGGUGUACCAAUGCCCGCUUGGACGUCAAAUCCACAAGUGUGGCGAGUACAUCUUUGAGCCGUGGGAAUAAUCAAAUAAAUGCAUGCAGGGAUGAAACUUGCUAUGACCUAUGUGCCUGACAGAAAUAAAUACGGUAAAACCGAAUGGUCACAGAAUACAAAGUGAGUUUGUAGUAGAGUCCCCCUUGAGCGUCAACUAAGCGAAUGCCGCUUCCUCCAAUGCGGAGCUGGUCGCUGUCCGUAGCGCUGGUGGUGCUGAAUUUGGAUGAUGCCUAGCCAGCGAAUGCAAGGCUGCCGCUCCCUGCUACACAUCAAUGAAGACAAUGGUCGGUUUCUCCUACUAGCGCUCCUGAUUUCCCUGUAUUUGUUGUGUGGCGCCGCAGUUUUUUCUGCCAUCGAAAGACCCUCUGAGCUGGAAGCCCAGAGCCUCUGGAACAGGACGUUUUUCAACUUCAGCGACACGUUCAACAUCAGUCUACAGGAUCUGAGCUCUUUUCUCCGGGAUUAUGAAGCAGCGAUCGCCGCAGGGAUCAGAGCGGAUUCUUUAAGACCACGAUGGGAUUUCACCGGGGCAUUCUACUUUGUUGGGACUGUGGUAUCAACUAUAGGAUUUGGGAUGACCACACCAGCAACAGUGGCCGGCAAGGUAUUCCUGAUCUUUUAUGGACUGCUGGGCUGUGCUGGAACCAUCCUUUUCUUUAACCUCUUCCUGGAGAGGAUUAUCACCCUGCUGGCUGUCAUCAUGAAAGCCUUCCACGAGCGCCAGCUGAGGAGGAGCGGCCUCCUGCCACCCACCAUUCGCCGAGGCUCCGCCUUCUCGGAUUCGGGAAGCCUGGCGGGCUGGAAGCCUUCCGUUUACUAUGUCAUGAUGAUCCUGGGUUUGUCAGCCAUCAUACUGUCUUGCUGCGCCUCUGCAAUGUAUACUCCAGUGGAGGGCUGGAACUACAUUGACUCGCUCUACUAUUGCUUUGUCACCUUCAGCACCAUCGGCUUUGGGGAUCUAGUGAGCAGCCAGAACGCUGCGUACGAGAACCAGGGUUUGUACCGCUUCGGGAAUUUCGUCUUCAUACUUAUGGGGGUGUGUUGCAUCUACUCCCUUUUCAACGUCAUCUCCAUCGUCAUCAAGCAGGUGCUGAACUGGAUGCUAAAGAAAAUGGACUGCCUGUGCUGCCGCCGCUGUCACAAGACCAACGCCUUCCUGGGCCGCCGCAACGCCAUCACGCCGGGCUCGCGGCUGCGCCGGGGACACCUCCCCUCGGAAACGGAGGGGACGUGCGACAGCGACACCGAGGGCCGCCGGCUGUCUGGGGAGAUGAUCUCCAUGAGGGACCUCACAGCCUCCAACAAGGUCUCCCUGGCGAUCAUGCAGAAGCAGCUCUCGGAGACGGCCAAUGGCUUCCCGCGGACCGUAUGCGGCAGCUCGCGGCACAAUGGCUUCUCCGGCGGGGUGGGCGCCCUGGCCAUCAUGAACAACCGGCUGGCGGAGACCAGCGACACCCGGUAGAGCCUACAGCCAGGGCAGCCCCUGCUCUCACUGCUUGCUGCUUAGGCCGUGUCCUCCGUUAAUGUUAUUAUUUACUAUUUCUGUUUUCAGGACAUGAGCCAGGUUUGCUGUUGUUGUGAUUUUUUUAUAUGUUCUAUCAAACCCACUCAAGCACAUAUGAGUUUUUGUUUUCCUAAAUUUAUGCCCAUUUUACAAGAAGUGCGAGAUACCCAUAUCACGAGGACACACCACAACUCUCAUCAGCUGGAAAUAAACCUAGUCUUCAGAUGGAUAUCUAUACUGUUAGAGAGCACAGUAUUCCAAUGCUUUCAGUCAUUUUAAUGCUGUACUGGAACACACUGCCAUAAAAUGAAUAUCAUAAUAAAAUCACUUGCCAAUAUUGCUGCUUUAAGCUGAAUUCUAAAAAGUUCAUAGGAAGCUUAUGUGAUAUGAAGCUGAAAUUGAAAUUAUUUUUCAGAGAGAGAGAUUACAGUAAUGUUAUUGGAUCAUGUUUAAUGGUCCCCACUUAAGAUUUGACAUUUAAAGGUACUUACUCAAACGUAGUGUAAUGACAAUGUAAAUUCAUAUGCAACAGGUAUAAUAGCAUUUGUAUUAAAGAUGUAUGUAAUUAGAGACAGCAUGGAGUACAGAAUGUGUAUGAGACUUACAAUAAAUACUAAAUGUUAAUUGCAUUGUAGUUACACCUUAAGUAGUCAAUUACAAUUAGGCACAUUUUUUUUAGUAACACCUUUAACCGACUGCCAGUAUCUAUCACUGAUAUAAUUUUUCAUAAUUUUAAGAUCCCUGAAAAGUAACUGCUGUCAGUCAUUAGGAUAUUCACUACUGGCUGCACUGCAGAUUUUUGUUUUUAAUUCCAAUAUUUCACACAAUUAUUUGUGCAGCUGUGUGAUAAGACAAUAUACACCCAUUGUCUUUUAACAUACUGUAGCUAUACACAAAGUGUAGAAAAAUCCAUUAAGCGCCCAAUUGCUCCAAGUCCUGUGUUGUGAUGAGUCAGAGCCUAUUAAUAAAGAUCCAGUACCUGUAUGCCCUAUUA
Lepisosteus oculatus (spotted gar) is the source of this 3499-nucleotide messenger RNA. RefSeq names its product potassium channel, subfamily K, member 12 (gene kcnk12). Gene Ontology annotation, biological process: potassium ion transmembrane transport; stabilization of membrane potential. Gene Ontology annotation, cellular component: plasma membrane. The record is from RefSeq and is a predicted model, not a curated record. Gene Ontology annotation, molecular function: potassium ion leak channel activity; outward rectifier potassium channel activity. NCBI's taxonomy places the organism in Eukaryota, Metazoa, Chordata, Actinopteri, Semionotiformes, Lepisosteidae.